AUGGGUGUCACAGGUCUAUGGCAGAUCGUGCAGCCUUGCGCACGGCCCAUCAAGAUCGAGACCCUCAAUCGCAAGCGACUCGCCGUCGACGCCAGUAUCUGGAUAUACCAAUUCUUGAAGGCUGUGCGCGACAAGGAAGGAAACGCACUGCGUAACAGUCAUGUCGUCGGAUUCUUCCGUCGCAUCUGUAAGCUGCUCUUCUUCGGCAUCAAACCUGUCUUCGUUUUCGAUGGAGGAGCUCCCGCUCUCAAGAGGCAAACCAUCCGAGCGAGAAAGUCGCGUAGGGAGGGCAAGCGUGAAGAUGCGGUUCGAACAGCGGGAAAGCUAUUGGCGAAGCAGAUGCAGAGGCGUGCAGAAGAGGAGGACGCCAGACAGCGAGCCGAACGGGCACACCCAGCAGAACAGGAGGAAGAGGUGCCAGAUGAGGGGCUCGUGUACGUGGAAGAGUUGAACAUGACACAACAAGAGCGGCAGCAGAAUCGGAAGUUCAAGAAGAAGGAUGCAUACCACCUGCCUGAACUGGAUAUGUCGAUGGCCGAGAUGGGCGGUCCCAACGAUCCAAGGGUCAUGUCGCUCGAGGAUCUACAAGAAUAUGCACGGCAAUUCAACACAGGAGAGGAUAUCAACGUAUACGACUUUUCGAAGAUCGACUAUGAUGGCCAGUUCUUCAUGUCGCUCCCUCCAUCCGAUCGUUACAACAUCCUGAAUGCUGCGAGACUUCGCAGUCGACUACGUAUGGGACACUCGAAAGAGCAGCUAGACAGCAUGUUUCCCGAUCGUAUGGCGUUCUCAAAAUUUCAAAUCGACAGAGUGCGGGAACGUAACGAAUUGACACAACGCUUGAUGCACCUCAAUGGCUCCGAGACUAUGGAGUUCGGCGGCGGAAGGAUCGCCGGCGAGAAGGGCAGAGAAUAUGUUCUCGUCAAGAACGAUGGAGUCGAAGGUGGAUGGGCGUUGGGCGUGAUCAGUGAUGAAGGCAAGGAAGACAAGCCUAUUGACGUGGAUAAGCCGGUGCGAGUGAAAGCCGAGACCGAUGAUGACAAUGAUGACGACGACGAGUUCGAAGACAUUCCAAUCGAAGGCCUGAACAGAUUACCCACGAAGCGUUCCAAUAAUGAAGAGGUGGCUGACCAGCUCACCAAGCAAAGGCGCGUUAUUUAUCAGUCGAAACGGGCAGGAGCAACGAGGCCAGGUGGUGCAAGGAGGAAGCCAACGAAAAAGCCGGCCAAACAGGCGGACACCCUCUUCGUGCAAAGUAGUGAGGAUGAGAACGCUGAACAGGAUGACGAGGCGGAGGAGUGGGAAGCUGUCGACGGCCAGGAUGAUCUCUUCGGUGAGAACGAGCAACCACCAUCUGAGGACGAAGACCUGCGCAAGGCCAUUGCAAUGUCCAUGGAGAAGGACCAUGCCGCGGAGACAGCUCAACCUGAGGCUGCAGGAUCUGAUGGCGAAGAGAAUGACCUACUCGAGGUGUUCCACCAGAAGGCAGCUGACGAGGCCAAACCGCUGCCAAAAGGUAGCGGCAGAGCAAUCGCAAACAUCGUGAAUAGGCGUGCAUUCAAUGCCGCUCCGGAAAGCCGCGAGAUCACAUUAUUUGGUGUACCCACCGAGAGGCCCGAGUCGAGCGACGACGAUGACGAUACAAUGGACUUCCAGGCUGCGCUGGCUGAGAGUCGUAAGAACAAGCGAAGAACAAGUCCUCCUCGCCGUGCACCAUCCCCUGCAAAACCUGCAGCCCCCAGCGAGAUCGCCAAAAAGGCUGGUUUCAGUGGCCCCCUCCCAUUCGAAAAGCUUGAUCUCGGCACUUCACUGUUGGGAAAGAAGAAGAUGCAAGAGCGGACCGAGGAGAUUGCUGGUGGUUUCGAGAAGCCGGGGCUGGAAGAGAAGCAGAAGAAAAAGGCAGAGCCUCUACCGCCGUGGUUCAACGCCGAUGUCGAGGAGAACAUGAAGGCGCAAAGGCUGCUCGAGGCUGAGGAUCGCGAGAAGGCUAAGCAAUUCAGCAAACAGUUUCGCUUUGAGGAGAAAGGUGGCAGUGCAUUGCAUCGAGCAGAUACGAACGAAGUCAUCGAUUUGGAUGCUGAAAACUUCAACAAAAGCUUCAGGAGCGGCGAAGUAAUUGAUCUUGAUGGUGAAGAGUUGGGGGAUUUCGUUCCGGUCACCACAGAAGCUCAACAUUCUCCUACUCCCGACAAUGGGUCGAAUGACAUCUUGAUACCGGGAACAUCGCCCAAUGAGGACAACGACGAGCUGGCUGAAGAUGUACGCGCUGAGCCGCCACAGCCGCCUGCUGCUACAGAGGUCGAGGCAACAGCUGAUGUGGCUAACGCUGCGAUCCCGCUCAAUGAACCUUCGAAGCCGGUAGCGCCUUCGAUGCCAGUCGAAACCCAUCAAAAGAGCAGGUCGGAACCGACCCCUGCUGCACAACAGCCUGAGAACGUGGACGAGGAGGAGGACGAGGAAGUCAUAGAUUGGAGUGAAAGCGACCAUGAGUCCGACAAUGUCAAAGCCAGCAAGUCUACGGAGGCCAUCACUGCGCUGAGAGCAGAGCAACAAGUUCGUGAAGCGUCGCGUUCCCCCUCUGCAGAGUUCGAGGACGUCCCCAUGGACGCUCCAGUUGAGCCGGAGGAACCCAUUUUGAAUGCACCGGAGGCUGGGAUCGAGGAUGAGCCCCCUCCAGACCUGGACAUCGAACCGGCGGUUUAUCUCGACGACGACGAUGAGUUCGACGACUUUUCGGAUCCAGAAGAAGAGGCUAUGCUUCACGCGCUGACACUCGAAGCGGAAGAACACGCCAGAUUCGCCAGUCAACUGAACCACAAGUCCCAAGCACAAAAUCAUCAGGACUACGAAAGAGAGCUCAAACAGCUUCGCAACCAGCAGAAGAAAGACCGUCGAGAUGCGGACGAGGUCACUCACAUCAUGAUCACGGAAUGUCAAGCACUUCUACGGCUCUUCGGUCUCCCAUACAUCACUGCGCCAAUGGAAGCCGAAGCGCAGUGCGCUGAAUUGGUCAAGCUCGGUCUCGUUGAUGGUAUUGUCACCGACGACUCCGAUUGUUUCCUCUUCGGUGGUACGCGCAUCUACAAGAACAUGUUCAACCAGGCGAAGUUUGUCGAGUGCUAUCUCACUUCAGAUCUUGAGAAGGAGUUCGACUUGACCCGCGGUAAGCUGAUCUCUGUCGCUCAUCUACUCGGUUCGGAUUACACAGAAGGCUUGCCGGGUGUCGGUCCUGUGACUGCUCUCGAAAUCAUCUCCGAAUUUGGAUCAUUGGACAAUUUCAAGACAUGGUGGUCCGGCGUGCAGAUGAAUCAGAUCCCCAAGUCUGAAGACGCUGACAAGCCUUUCCGGAAGAAGUUCCGUCGCAACGCAACGAAGAUAUUUCUUCCUCCGAGCUUCCCUGACGCCCGCGUCGACAUCGCCUACCAGGAGCCCGAGGUCGACUCUGAUGCGCAGGCGUUCCAAUGGGGUGUGCCAGACUUGGACGCUUUGCGCUCAUUCCUCAUGGCAACGAUCGGAUGGAGUCAGGAACGCACGGACGAGGUGCUCGUACCGGUGAUCAAGGACAUGAACAGAAGACUGGACGAAGGCACACAAGCAAACAUUACAGCUUUUUUUGAUGGAAGUGUGGGAGUCGGUGCGGCUGGCGUAGGCGGUGGUGAAGGCUUUGCUCCUAGAAAGAAGGCGGAGGGCAGCAAGAGGAUGGGCAACGCGCUCAAUCGAAUGGCCGAACGGGCCAAGCUGGAUCGCAAUGUCCCUGUGACCGACACUGCGAAUGGAAGCACAUCAGCUGCGAACGAUGCGGGUCCAUCGUCAACCUCAGGUCGUACAGCGAGAGGCCAGAAGAAGCGCAAAUCGACGAAGUCUGCUGAGGAAUCGGCACUGGGUUCUGAUGGCGAGGACGGCAGUGACUUCGAGCAACCCAAAAAGAAGAAGAAGCAGACGCGAAAACGUGCAAAGCGUGGCACGCAAGAUUGA
This is a messenger RNA of Zymoseptoria tritici IPO323, 3975 nucleotides long. RefSeq lists its product as uncharacterized. The record is from RefSeq and is a predicted model, not a curated record. The transcript has a single exon. Gene Ontology annotation, cellular component: nucleus. NCBI's taxonomy places the organism in Eukaryota, Fungi, Ascomycota, Dothideomycetes, Mycosphaerellales, Mycosphaerellaceae. Bases 1 to 3975 code for a protein of 1324 amino acids. Gene Ontology annotation, molecular function: single-stranded DNA binding; DNA endonuclease activity. Gene Ontology annotation, biological process: nucleotide-excision repair.